AUGCUCGUGUCCAACCUGCCAUCAAUCGACGCCCAUCACACCAAGUUGAUGUUGCCUAACAUCAGGAUCUUUGUAUCGUCAGUGAAUGAAGCUCGCACAGAGUCUGCUUCCUCCUUUGAAGACGACUGCUCUUGCCGCUCAGUAACGGAGAUCGAAGCUUCCUCCUCUCCCCUUGAAACUGGCUCACCCAAUUCCGAAGACGACAUGGGUCACAUCCAAUUAGCCAUGGACGAAACCGCAUCUUUCCUGCACAAGAGAUUUCAAGACGUUCACAACACAAAGCUGCCAACCUUCCAGAGGUUUUCCAUGGCUUUGAAAGAUUCUUCACUUCUGUUCCCUCAGAGCUUCGUGCCAAAAGGAUUCGUGUUUGACUGCGAAGUUUCACCCAAGGCCUGUCCACGAUCAAGCUUGAUCGAUCAGUUCCUGGGCAAGAGAAAAGCUGACGAGCUGUGGGAUGAGCUCAGCCAGAAGAAGAUGAAGAAGAACUCUGAGGAAGACUGCCUGAAUGACCAAUCCCUUUUCGACGAAGCGCUCAACCAUCUCGAGGAAAGCAUCGUGGAAGAGAAGAAGACUGCCAAGUCACCAGAAGACGUUCCUGCAGUCAGGGCGGACAUCUGCAGUGGUGUCGCUCUCUUGGCUCAGAUUGCAGCAGCACAAGAGUAUCAGAUGGCUGCCAUCCAAUCCAACGCGUUCAGGAGUGCCAGGGAUGCCUUGCUUGCCGGGAAUACCGACGGUGUGCAAAACCGGUCGUUCAUGCAAGACGAAGACAAGGGUGGCGAUGGUACAGUGAGGGUCUCCAAGAAGUCAAAGAAGGGAAGGAGGCAUCAUUCGAGGGACUCUGUCACUAUUCUUCAGCUUAUUCACUUCAAACAGAAAUGGCUAUUUGCAAAUUUCCGCAAUCCGUUCCCCAAUUUGUUGGAGAAGCAGCAGCUCGCAAACGCUACUGGUCUCUCGGUUGAACAGAUCGUUCAUUGGUUCAACAACGCGAGGAAAAGAAUUUGCAGCCGUGUCAAGGUCAAGUAA
Messenger RNA from Guillardia theta CCMP2712, 1023 nucleotides. RefSeq lists its product as hypothetical. Gene Ontology annotation, molecular function: DNA binding. The coding region runs from base 1 to 1023 and encodes 340 amino acids. The record is from RefSeq and is a predicted model, not a curated record. Lineage: Eukaryota; Cryptophyceae; Pyrenomonadales; Geminigeraceae. Gene Ontology annotation, biological process: regulation of DNA-templated transcription. The transcript is spliced from 3 exons.